This is a messenger RNA of Paramecium tetraurelia, 525 nucleotides long. RefSeq lists its product as uncharacterized. The record is from RefSeq and is a predicted model, not a curated record. Lineage: Eukaryota; Ciliophora; Oligohymenophorea; Peniculida; Parameciidae. The transcript is spliced from 5 exons.
AUGAAUAUUAUUAAUCAGUUGUUAGCAGGAACAAAUCUUUUUCGCCUAAAUUUCUAGAUGAGUAACAAUAAGAACUUGAAUAAUGCUGUAAACGAUAAGUAAGACUAGCUCAAUUUACUUUAAAAUACUCUUUUCUCUAAUAUGUUGAUUGCUUCAUAAAUGUAAAAUUUAGAAAAGCAAACCAAUCAAUAAUAGGUACCAGUUGUUGCUAAGUCAAAAAAGAUUAGUAAACGAGAUAAUAAUUGUGGACAUCCUGACAAAGAACAUUAUGCUAAAGGUAUGUGUAGCAAUUGCUACCAUAAAUAUGGAAGGACUAAAAAGCCUUGGAUCUGUGGCCAUCAGAAGUUGUACGCAUAAGGAUUAUGUUAAAACUGUUACAUUAAUAAAUAUAAUCAAAAAAGAAGAGAAGCUUGGGUUGGUGACGACAAACCAAAGUCAGAGGAAUAAAAAUAAGAAAUAUGAUAAAAUUUAUUUAAGUAUUAGAUAUUUAGAAAAUUCUAAUUUUUUGUUAAUUAAGAAGAUUUA